UGGCGACUCAGUGGAUCUCACGAGAUUGCAUUUUUCUUCUGAUGAAACAGUUCACCAACUACCAAUAAGACAAUAUGCUUCAGAUGUAGGUCACGCACAUAUGGUUCGUGAGCCUUCAAAAUCUACUGUUGUUUGGGAAUCUUCCCCUAUUACAAGUGAAGGAGUGCUGCAGAGCUGCGGUUCUGUACCACCUGUGUUAACACAUGCUACUGGUGCGCAUCAGCCAGUAGUAAAUUCAUAUGCAAGAGAAGGAGUGCUGCAGAGCUGCGGUUCUGUACCACCUGUGUUAACACAUGCUACUGGUGCGCAUCAGCCAGUAGUAAAUUCAUAUGGCAGUGGAGUGUCGUUCAGAGCGGUUUUGCACCAUCUGUGUCAACACUUGCUACUGGUGCGCAUCAGCCAGUAGUAAAUUCAUACGAAAGUGGCAAUCGUCAAGUUGGCGAUGGGAUUGCCCAAAGUUGAACUGAUGGAGUUUGAUGGAAAUCCCCUGCGUUUCCAUGCCUUCAUGAAGUCAUUUGAGACUAACAUUCAUUGUCACCAACAUGCGCCUGAGACAAAGCUUGCACAGCUGAUUCAAUUGUGUUCUGGCAUCGCAAAGGAUGCCAUCAAGAAUUUAGUACUAGUGUCGCCACCAAGCAAGGGCUAUCAGAUGGCGUGGCAAACCUUACAUGAACAGUUUGGUAACCGAACUGUGGUAAUUGAAGCUACAAGUAAAGAGGUAACAAAUGGUCCCAAGAUUAUGGACGAUGACACUCAAGGACUUUGCAAGUUGGCCACUCAACUGCGUAAUUGUGAGAUUGUGCUUAGUGAGUGGAAUGCAAAUUCAUUCAUGGAUGGCUAUGAAAAUCUUGAGCGUGUAUUCUCACGUCUGCCCAUGUACUUGCAACGAAAGUAUGCGGACCAAUUUGAUGACAGUAAACUUCCUACAUUUUCACACUUGGUUGCAUUCGUGGUGAAGAAAGCGCAGCUAACUACUACAUUUUAUGGUCGGAUUGUGACCAAGAAUUCUGCCAAACAGAAAUCAACUAUUCGAGUCACCAAACCUAGGAUGACAAGAACCAUCGUAUGCAGUCACCAAUACCCAAGAGAAGACUCCAGGACCCAAGGUAGCUGA
Styela clava is the source of this 1114-nucleotide messenger RNA. NCBI's taxonomy places the organism in Eukaryota, Metazoa, Chordata, Ascidiacea, Stolidobranchia, Styelidae. The record is from RefSeq and is a predicted model, not a curated record.